Molecule: messenger RNA, 432 nt
Organism: Clunio marinus
Lineage: Eukaryota; Metazoa; Arthropoda; Insecta; Diptera; Chironomidae
Source: the annotation of a GenBank genome assembly
AUGGAACUGGAAAUAGUUUCUUGUGAGCUGAGAAUCAAGAAUGGAGAAUGGAAAAUAAAACGGCAGCAAAUAAUCAACAAAAUAUCCAUCGAGUCGAUGAAGCACAUGCAUGUGGAGCAUUCUUACCUUGAUAUCAAAGAAUUCUCUCUUUGUCGUACUUUUCCUACGUACCUAAAUAGGCAGAUAAAAACAUUUCAAAUGAAAUGGUUCAAUGGUUUCUUAAGCAACAUUUCUAGUUUUUUCCUCUUCUUGCUGUUGUCUUUGAAAGAUGUUUGCAGUUCACACUUUACGCCCCCGAAUCACAGAGCAGAAUGGACAGAGAUUGCAGAUAAAUAUAGUUCGGAAUUUAUUGGUGGGAUUAUGAAAUACAUCAAAGAUUAUGUGAUUCGGUUUGAAGUCUGCGAGUCCCUGGACUUGGCGUUCAAAGUGUGA